Gastrolobium bilobum is the source of this 450-nucleotide messenger RNA. RefSeq names its product ruBisCO large subunit-binding protein subunit alpha-like. Bases 1 to 450 code for a protein of 149 amino acids. Gene Ontology annotation, biological process: protein refolding. Gene Ontology annotation, molecular function: ATP binding; ATP-dependent protein folding chaperone. The transcript is spliced from 3 exons. The record is from RefSeq and is a predicted model, not a curated record. Lineage: Eukaryota; Viridiplantae; Streptophyta; Magnoliopsida; Fabales; Fabaceae.
AUGAAAAAGGUUGCAAGUAAAACAAAUGACUCUGCUAGUGAUGGAACAACAACUGCUUCUGUUCUUGCUCGAGAAAUAAUUAAGCUUGGACUUCUUAGUGUGACUUCUGGUGCUAAUCCUGUGUCAAUCAAAAGAGGGAUCGAUAAAACUGUUCACGGUUUGGUAGAGGCUGUUGCUACUAUUUCUGCUGGAAAUGAUGAGUUUAUUGGAAAAAUGAUUGCUGAGGCAAUUGAUAAGGUUGGACCUGAUGGUGUUUUAUCCAUUAAGUCUUCGUCGUCGUUUGAGAUAACAGUUGAAGUUGAAGAAGGAAUGGAGAUUGACAGAGGGUACAUCUCCCCUCAAUUUGUUACGAACUCGGAGAAGUCGAUUGUUGAAUUUGAGAAUGCAAGAGUCUUGGUUACUGAUCAGAAGAUUUCAGCUAUAAAAGAUAUAAUUCCUCUGUUGGUGUAA